ACCGUCUCAUUCGACCUCCUCAAGCAAAAUGCCCAGGGCCCCGCGGAACCACAGCAAGACCUACAAGGUCCCCCGUCGCCCCUUCGAGAACGCACGUCUCGAUGCGGAGCUGAAGCUCGCCGGCGAGUACGGUCUGCGCAACAAGCGCGAGAUCUGGCGUAUCGGUCUCAUCCUGUCUAAGAUUCGUCGUGCCGCUCGUGAGCUGCUCAAGCUCGACCCGAAGGACCCCAAGCGUCUCUUCGAGGGUAAUGCGCUCAUCCGCCGGCUCGUCCGCAUCGGUGUGCUCGACGAGACGCGCAUGCGUCUCGAUUACGUGCUGUCGCUCAAGAUCGAGGAUUUCUUGGAGCGCCGUCUCCAGACUCAGGUCUUCAAGGCCGGCCUCGCGAAGUCCAUCCACCACGCGCGUGUGCUGAUCCGCCAGCGACACAUCCGUGUUGGCAAGCAGAUCGUCAACGUCCCGUCAUUCGUCGUUCGUCUCGACUCCCAAAAGCACAUCGACUUUGCGCUCACCUCGCCAUAUGGCGGUGGUCGUCCGGGCCGUGUCAAGCGCAAGCGCGCCAAGGCUGCAGCGAAGAAGGACGAGGAGGGAGAAGAGGAGGAAGAGUAAAUGCUUCGCUCGUAACACCAUCUCCGUAUGCCGCUAUUUCGUGUGGGUGUAUGUCUUUAACCGCAUGUCAAUAUGUAUGCGCUCGUUUCGAGCCCCACACUAUGCUACAUUUGACUGGUCUCUUA
Molecule: messenger RNA, 732 nt
Organism: Postia placenta MAD-698-R-SB12
Lineage: Eukaryota; Fungi; Basidiomycota; Agaricomycetes; Polyporales; Adustoporiaceae
Exons: 5
Coding region: 29-607 (192 amino acids)
Biological process (GO): positive regulation of translational fidelity; translation
Cellular component (GO): cytosolic small ribosomal subunit
Molecular function (GO): rRNA binding; structural constituent of ribosome
Source: RefSeq, a predicted model, not a curated record